AUGGCCACCGACCAGCUCCGCGCCCAGGCGGGCAUAUCCCAAGGCCACGUGCCCCAGGUCUCUGGGCUGUCGCUGGCAAAAAUCAAAACCGUCGAAUAUUUCCGCGUCAAGCGGCGGUGGUUGUUUGUCAAGGUCACCGAUGAUCAGGGCGGCUAUGGCUGGGGAGAGGCGACGUUGGAGGGACAUACGAAGGUUGUUGAGGGGUUGUUGGAUGAGAUUGUGGACAGGAUUGUUGGGUAUGAGGCUGAGUAA
This is a messenger RNA of Capronia coronata CBS 617.96, 252 nucleotides long. Its product is annotated as galactonate dehydratase. Bases 1 to 252 code for a protein of 83 amino acids. Lineage: Eukaryota; Fungi; Ascomycota; Eurotiomycetes; Chaetothyriales; Herpotrichiellaceae. The transcript has a single exon. The record is from RefSeq and is a predicted model, not a curated record.